AUGUCAAGAGAAGAACCGCGUAGCCCAACCUGCAUUUCCCCAACACAUAAAUGCAGGAGGAGGACAGUAAACUUAUUCCCUUCAAUGCCCCCGCACAUAAAAGCGGCAGCCCUCCUGUUUGAGUCUAUCAUCCCCGCCCUCAUAUCAUUCCCCGAAUUGCAACUGCUACCAAGACGUCAACUCCCCGUAAAAGUACUUCCGCACCACUUCUCGCAUAUCCUGCCGGAAAGUAGAAAAGUUGUUGUGCCCAUCUUGGAAAAAGAUCGCAACCCUCGUAAUCCCUGUAACCCGGGACGAGUACAACCACACACACAACAUGAUUUCCCACCCGAGAUGAAACUUCGCGCAUUCAUUUUUCCGCAAUGUUGCGUCUCACCCGGGCCGUGCAAGAAGAA
This is a messenger RNA of Amoebophrya sp. A120, 395 nucleotides long. NCBI's taxonomy places the organism in Eukaryota, Dinophyceae, Syndiniales, Amoebophryaceae. The record is from the annotation of a GenBank genome assembly.